Pocillopora meandrina is the source of this 5967-nucleotide messenger RNA. Lineage: Eukaryota; Metazoa; Cnidaria; Anthozoa; Scleractinia; Pocilloporidae. The record is from the annotation of a GenBank genome assembly.
GUAUCUAAGAUGGCGUACCGACAUGUGGUGAGACAUCCAAGGUUGCAAGCUCGAAUUUUUCUUUGUAAUUGGUACAUGAAGUUGGUUAGACCGGGAAGGGAGCUCCCUGAAAAUACAGUCCAGUUCCAUGUUCCUAUGGAGUAAGUAAAGAAUUCUAAAAUCGGAACAUCUAUCAUUUCAGCGCAAGUGAACAGUCCUAAGUAUAAACUCGUCGGAUGAUGUCGAAACUCUAAAAAGAACUUUUUCUUGCCUUUCAAUUAUCUUAUCGAGAGCUAAGUUGGAAAUUUGUCUUUUGUUAUUCCUUGGGAUAGCAGAAUAGUUGAAUUAACGAGUUUGAACGAUCGAGAAAUGAAUGCAUUAUGAAUAUUUGAACACACAGAAGUGGUGAAAUUUUGACUCGACAGCUUCUUCGCAGUGAUACUGGCCUUAAACUGGGCUUUAGGCACCCGUCACUAGCAUGCAUUUAGUGUCAAGAUUUUGUGUCGCACACUGAUGAUUUCCCAAUCUUUCGUGCAAAAUUAUACUUAAGAUCAAACAUGCAGUGUCGUUUUUACGAUAGAACUCCCGAAUGAUUUUGUAUCAAGAUACUCUAUAUCUUCAAGAAUCAUUAAUUUUUCAGCACUUUCUUUUACAGUAAUUUUUUUUAAAAGAAAACCACCAUGAUCAGCAAUGAUGACUGUCUUCCCUUAUGUCCCACUUAUUUUAAAUAUCCAUUCAGUGAUAUUUAAGUAAACAAAAUGGAAGAAUCACCAUUUUUAGAUGCAGUAAUCUCAUUGUGCGGGUGUUUACUCUGUCUCAUAGGGUUGGAGCUUCCUUUAGCCCUCUAAAUCCCAAGAUCUGAUUGUCAAUUCUCCCCUGUAGCUGCUACUGAUUUCCUUGUAAAUUAGUCUAAAGAAUUUGGUGUGAGAUCAAGAUAACAACUUCUACCUGAUAAAUUUGAGUAUUCUCAUUACCUGAAAAGUUACAAGUGUACAUGUUAAUCACGUCUGGAAGUUAAAGGGUCAAGGCUUCCUGUGAGAUGUGGCAGAAAAACUUUUUAGUCUUGGGUGUUAGUAUAACAUGUUUCAGAAGGUUACACAAUAUUAUUUUAUAGGGCAUUUAUGCAAGUUUUGUGAAGAAUUGAUACACAAAGUCUAUUUGAGGAAUUUUCAUUUCCAGGAUCUUUGCAAACUGUUUUGCAUAGAUUUUAGAGUCGGCUGAAACAAUAUAUUUUUUUGUCACAAUUUUGAAUAACUGCAUUAUUAAUUUAUAUCAAGCAGCCAAUCAAAUACAGUCGUUUUUGUCAGUUUCAAUUUUCACAAAUUCAAUGAAACGCACAUUUUUAACACAAGCUGAAAUUUUCUCCACUUUAGAUAAACAUGGAGAGUACUGUUCUUAGUAAAGUUCCAAUCCUUUUCACUCACAUAUAGUGGAUACUGUAGUGCCUUAACCAUUUUAUUUAUUUUUUGAAAUAUAUUAUGUUUUAAACUUCUCCCCCAAAGUUUGUGCUAUUAUUUAAAAAUUCAAAUUGUUUGAACACUAAACAUAUCAUGUUUGCACCUUAAAAAGACAUGUUUUUUUGGUCACUUGACAACAACAGAGGCCACUGGUCCUGUUCUGGACCUUGUUCCUUUUAUCAAAUCAAUUGUCUAAUUUUUCUUUGUACUUGCAGCAUGUCAAAGUUGGAUAUUAAAAACUACCUUACCAGCAUUUACAAACUUGACGUUGCCAGGGUGAACACCAGAAUACAGCAUGGUGAGAUGAAAUUAUUUGCAAAUGUUAUUUCAUACCUGUAGAUAGUCAAAGUAAUAUUAAAAUUCUAUGUACAACAAUAACAAUAAUGAUCUUAACUGAAUCUGAAGGUCUGUGCUUUGAUUCCUCAUGGAGAUUUUUCUUUGUCCCAUGCUUGUGACAAGACAAAAAACAUCUUUCUUGAAUGAUCUUAACUGUUGUGGCUACUCUGCCUCUUUGACUCAAGACCCCAAAAUAACACCAUGGAAAAAAAUCCAGUGGAUAGAGAGGAGAGCGUGAGUCAAGUGAAAACAUAUAAGAGGCCUAGCUCCACAACCACUGAACCAUGUUGUCUCCUAUCAACAUCAGGACAGAAUAAUUUGUGGUGACCACUUUACCCUGAUCACAUGUCAAAGUGCAGGAAAAGGCUCUGCUCAUUUCUUAUUAACUUUACUUAAUUCUAAUAAGUAGUAACAUCAUCAGUAUAUAUACAUGUAUUUAGCUGUCAUGAAGGUAACUAAAAAUGACAUGCAUAGCUAUGGAACUACUCUUUUUUAACUGUUUGAGUGAUCAUACGGAAAAUGGAGAUAAUUGAAAUCUUAUUAGAUAGGAUUGACAUUUUAUAAAAAGAUGCUGGUUUGAGCCCUAAUGGAAGAAGCUAAAGAUGACUUUAUUGGUAACUUUUCUUUUCCUACCUAAUGCAAACAGCAGUUUUAAAAGAAAUCUACAAAUACUGACUCCUUGAAGUGAUAUUGUAUACCAUCUAAAAGCUUCUUGUGUCAGCAGUUUUGAAGUAAAUACUCAAUAUGAGAGAAUUGGGCUUAAACUGGAAAUGAAAAAAACUCCAAAAAUACACCAAAUUCCAUUUGCAGAAGGUAUAUUGUGUACGCAUCUACUCUAUGCAAUAUUUUGAGGCUAUAGGUGCACAGUUUAUUUGUUUAAUCUUAAAUCCAUGUGUAGUAAAAUAGAAGAAAUAAAGAUAAAAAUUUAAUGGGUCAAUUUCAUCUAAAAUAGACAGAUUCAGGAUUUUAUCAAUUUUCAGCUGCAAGAUUGACUGUGCACCUUUAAGAAGGCCAUUUUUUCAUGUCAGCAGAAUAUUGAAAAUAUCUAAUAUGCAAAAAGAAAAACAUAUACAUUGAAGAUUAUGGAGAGUGGGUGGUCAGAUCCAGCAAGAGAAUUUUUUUUUGUUAUCCAGCAAGUGAAAUUAGUGUCUAAGGCAAGUCCCUUGAACUGAUUAUAGAAAGGAACAACUAGGUCAUUGCAAGGUUUCAUAAAAAUUUCAAACAGACAUAGUUUAGUUUGCGUGAAUAUUUAAGUUUUGCCUUUUUCCCUAGUUCCUUCCAAUGCUAGAACAUUUACUUCUUGUCUCUCUCUUGACUGGGCCUAAGUGUUUUUUUUUUUUUAAUUCUUUUUUUAAUUUUUUUUGCAGGAAAGACUAAAGCAUUACUCAUCAACAGGAAGAUUACAAAGAGAAAAUAUCCAGAUUAUAAAGUAGCAUAUGUAGUUCUGGUAGGUAGAUAUUUUAUUAGAAAUGCACAGAUACAAAUCCUAUUCGUUGUGAAUGAGAUCUUUUGUGAUACCAACUUGCAACAGUUCGGAAAAUCUGUGUCCAAGGGUGAGGUAUUGGGUUCCUUUACAUGGGUUAGAUGCUUUUCUCUUACAAUCAGAAGAUCUUGCAAGAGAAGUCAGAGAUUGGGAGGGCAAAUCAGGCAAAUGAGCCUAUGGACUCUGGCCUUCAAAAUUUAUGGGCCAAUUCUAAGUAGCAUGGCCCAUUGCAUUACAAUGAUGGGGUGGGCUGGAAGAAAAUGGACACGGGUCCCACGGGUCUUUUCGUUGUCACUUCAGAUAGUGUGUAUCUGUUCCGCAGUUCCUUGCAGUGUACAUUUUCAUGAAAUGAUUUAAUUCAGGUCACUACAGUAAAAAAACUAAACACCUGUCCACUUCAGGUAAAAAGCAAUCAUUGCACUAUUACGCAGUGUCCAGGGCUCCAAUUGGAAAAUGGUCACCCCAACAAAAAAUUUGGUCGCCCCCCUCCUCCUCUCCCCCCCUCCAAAAGAAAAUAUAUUUUAAUAAAACCUCGUAUCAGUGGGAGGACAAUUCAUGUUGCACCACAUGAUUGUCUGUAGUGAGCCCAACUAUGCGUUCACAACACUUUCGUUUGCUCGCUUGCCGAUUGAAAUAUUGUGCCAACGGUCAAGAGAAAGAGAGCGAAGAGAGUCUUAAAUCACUUAGUAACCAUACUUCUUAAUGCAGAGUUGAUGGUUCCUAUAUGUAGGAGGCAAAGCCCCAUAUGUCAUCCAGAUGGGUGAUGGUAACAAUAGAAUUCCGAUCUUGGCCCAAUUCUCCGACCCGAUGUUUCCCGUUGCGACUAACUGUUUGUUUCAGAAUUCUACAUAAGAUGUUAAACAUCUCAAAAUCAUUUCAGGAUGGUGCAUGAAAAAACAAAACUUUUCCUGCAGAAAUAUCUUUAAGGUGUGAUCGGCGCAUCAUGAAAACUUAGAGGAUAUUUUUUUCUUUGAGGAGAGAACAUUUAACGUUUGAAUCAGCGAAUUAUGCCCAAUAGAUCCAAAAUUAUAGUUAUUUUCACUUCUUGCCGUGACACUAAAAAAAAAGAUGAUAAACGUCUGAAAAAAUAUUACACUGAGAGGCGUCUCCGGCAUAUAAUUGAAACAAGACUUUUCCUUGAAGAAAUAUAUAAAUAGGUUUGAUUUGCACAUCGUGGAAACUUUAAAGAAAUUUUAUUUAUUCGAUUAGAGAGCACUUGUGCCCAAAAGAGCCACAAAAUUUGCGAAGCGAGCAAGGUCCCAAAUACCAUACCUUGACCUCAACAGUGUGAAUGAUAAAAAUGUGGAAUGGCGGGAUAUCCUACAGCGCAGAAUGCCUUGUUCUAUGGAACUUAAGUCUCGCAAAAGUGGAAUUGCAAUGAACUAAGAAAAUAAUUUAUAAUUAUCAGGGAGAACUGAAUGAAGCAUAGUUUAAUUGUUGUUAGAGCCUAGAGGAUAGACUGAUAGAGAAACAGCGAGGUUCUUCAUCUAGUCCCUAUAAAUUAUCAUCACUAUUACUGUUGAUAUCAUUAUUACUAUUAUCAUUAUUGCUGAUAUGAUUAUUUUUUUUACAGUUUAAUUAUCGGUUGAGUGUCAAUUAGUCACCACAUCAUUGAACCAUCUUUUUCUUGUGGAACAGGAUACUCCUAAAUAUGUGUGGUGCGGCAGGUUUUCUGUUUUGCAUAUGAGACAAAUCUUCUGUAAAACUACCUUCUAGCAUCAUUACACAACCUCCAGUUCUUUUCAAUACUAUAAAAGUUGUGCUUUAUCAAUAGCCACAUGCGGUCUUUAACUACCUAUUUUUUCCUAACAUUAAGGAAUUGUAUAUUUAUUAAUGACUGAAAGUGGAACUUUUUUUACCUUCUCUCUUGGAAAACUUCAUGAUUAUCUUUGACCUGUUCAUCAUUUUUUUACACCAUACAAUGAUGGGUCUGUGUUCAAGCGCUCUCCUUUUGUUUCAUUUUAUUCCAGGCUUCAGGGACGUUUAAGUUUCCUGAUUUAUUUCCCAAAGAUACCCCAAAGGACGAGCAGACUGAUCAGAAACCGACAGAACCCACUCCAGAAAAUACCCCGCAUCUACGUUGGUUUUAAUGACAGAAGACAUUAAAUGCCUCUGAAACCCAAAGACGAUUGAAACGUUUGAGGAGUCAGCCAAAAAUCUUUUUGGUCCCCUUUCUCUAGUCUGUUUGUUGUUGAACAAACCAAAGGAAAGAAGGAAAGGUCGGAUUUUUUAAACAUAAAUUGUGGCGGGAAGAAACUGUUCAUGGCCAACUGAAAAUAAGCAACUUGCUCGCACCAUAAUAUUAUAGGAUGCUGUAGAAUGGGUUCUUCAGCUUCUAUAGCUGAGCUUUUUAUUCUGAAUAUAAUAUUUUAACUUGUUGCAUUCUGAAGAAUUUUCUUCCUAUCUUGUGGUGUUAUUUUAAGGUUUUUCAAUAACAAGCCAGCGGCGGCCCUAAAAGUAUUCGCACAAAUACAUGUGGUAGUGUCUCAAAAGUUUCGAAAUUGUAACUCAGAGGCGUAUUGAAUUAUUUCUUUAGAACUGUUACUUUAUUUAUAUGCGUGAUUUCUACAAAUCGUCAUAUUGCAAUGUAAUACAAAAGUCUUGAUCCGAUGUCAAAUGUUGCGUUCGGAAUAUGUAAAAGAAUAAAGUUGAGCGAUUCGUCUCUAGUGACGUCUCCUACUCUGCAGCAUUCCACUUGGAAAAUUUACCCAG